This is a messenger RNA of Cottoperca gobio, 4659 nucleotides long. RefSeq names its product alpha-1,3-mannosyl-glycoprotein 2-beta-N-acetylglucosaminyltransferase b (gene mgat1b). Gene Ontology annotation, cellular component: Golgi apparatus. The record is from RefSeq and is a predicted model, not a curated record. NCBI's taxonomy places the organism in Eukaryota, Metazoa, Chordata, Actinopteri, Perciformes, Bovichtidae. Gene Ontology annotation, biological process: protein N-linked glycosylation. The transcript has 3 exons. Gene Ontology annotation, molecular function: alpha-1,3-mannosylglycoprotein 2-beta-N-acetylglucosaminyltransferase activity. The coding region runs from base 974 to 2530 and encodes 518 amino acids.
UGGCUCGGGUCGGGUCAACUCGAUCCUAAGAUCCUAAACGAGUCAAUAAUCCGGAAGUGGAGUUUAGUGUAGUCAAAUGAAAAAUGCCGUCAUCAUACAUUAGGAGAGGCAGCCUGUGGUAAAGCCAGCUGGAGUAUGAGGAACUGAACCAGGGCAGAGGAAAUGACUUCUCGCUGCAAUAUGUCACUGUGGACACAGUGACUAACAUUAGCAGCUGUUGUGGAUAACAGAACAGUGCCGGGGGGGGGUAAUGGGAUCCAGAGGUGGAGGUGCUGGGUAGCAAACACAGAUGUGCUGUGAAUGUGACACCGAAGGAAAUACAGGGGUGGCUCGACUAGCAAAUGUUAGCUAGCUAGCCAGCUAGCCGGUCAGUGUUGCAGCUUGAUGUGAGCUUCAUUUCCUUUAACGGCGCGAGCCGUACCAACUCGUUCAGAACGGCGCGAGGUGAGUGACUGGCUUCAGCUGCUACGUCCAUGGCUUCACGGUCACAACGGCUCAUGAAUGGAAAACCUUCACUGCUGCUGCUUACAUGCCGUUAGCCAGCUAGCUAGCUAACAGCAUAACGGGAUGAUUGCUGAAGGGUAAUAUCCAAGGAGUCACAUUCCCUCAACCCAAAAGGACCCCACUUCCCCCUUUUUUUGCUUUCAUCUGCAGUUUUUCAACUUCCCCUUGGUUGACUUUGCGUGUCCUAUCUCGGCUAGUUUCCCUGUCUGUAAGGGAUUUCAUGGAAUGCAUGCAUUCCACAGUAGGAUCACGUGAAUUCAUUUAAAUUGGACAAUUCUCCUGACACCCUUCUGGCCAAAAGACAGGAUAACUUUAAAAUGUGAAAAGAAUUACAAUGUGAUCUGAUAUCAACUUCCUGCCCAUCUGAGAUUGCUAUCUCAGUCUGUAGGAUUCUCCCUUUGGUUCCGUCACUGGUUCCCUACCUGCAGCCUUUUCCACACCCCCAUCCCUUUCCUAGUGUCAUUGGGCCAUGGUUCGCAAGAAAGGUUCUCUUAUACUAUGCGGUGCUUUCCUGUUUGUCGCCUGGAAUGCUUUGCUUCUACUUUAUCUUUGGGGUCGUCCUCCCAUCGGCCGCCUAGGAGAAGGUGGUGGAGCCGAACCAGGAGGAAAGGAGGAGUGGGGCGUGGGCAUUGGGAAAGGAGGCCUGGCCGAAGAGGUGAUCCGGCUGGCAGAGGAGGUUGAAAUUCAGCUCGAGACCCAGAAAAGGCUACUGAAGCAGAUUGAAAGUAACAGGGCAGUGUGGGCUCAGCAGAAAGAUGUUGGGAAAAGAGAAACGGAGGAUACAAAAGAAGUCAAACAAGAGGUUGUCCAUCAGCCACAGAAACUUUCACUUCCUCUAAAAGACAUAGUGGAUGAUAGUGACCAAACUCGAGUAAAACCUACACAGAAGCCUGUUCAUACAGAAGCUUCAGACUCUAAGUUAGAACAGCACCAGGCCAUUGAAAUAAAGGAAAAUAUUGGUGAGAACAACAAAUUGGCGACUUCCAUUAGCACCCCAGAAGUCGUCAUUCCCAUUCUAGUUAUUGCUUGUGACAGAGUGACGGUAAAACGGAGCCUGGACAGACUGAUACAGUACCGCCCUUCUCCACAACUUCAUCCAAUAAUUGUCAGCCAGGACUGCGGCCACGCAGAGACAGCUCGCGUGAUUGGCUCAUAUGGAGAUCAAGUGACGCACAUAACCCAACCAGACUUGUCGGACAUCAGAGUGCGGCCAGAGCACAGGAAGUUCCAGGGCUACUACAAAAUUUCCCGACAUUACCACUGGGCUCUCGACCAAGUGUUCAACACGUUUUCUACUGUGGUCAUAGUGGAGGAUGACCUGGAGGUGGCCCCGGACUUCUUUGAGUAUUUUCGAGCGCUGUACCCGAUCUUGCACGCUGACCCCACCCUGUGGUGUGUUUCUGCAUGGAACGAUAACGGCAGAGACGCUUUGGUGGAUCCAUCCAAAGCCGAGCUCCUCUACAGAACAGACUUCUUCCCCGGUCUGGGCUGGAUGAUGCUGAAGGAGAUGUGGGAUGAACUGGAACCCAAAUGGCCCUCGGCCUUCUGGGACGACUGGAUGCGUCAACCCGAUCAGCGUAAAGAGCGAUCCUGCAUCCGGCCCGAAGUCUCCCGGACUAUCACUUUUGGCCGUAAAGGCGUCAGUUUAGGUCAAUUCUUUGACCAGUACCUUCGCUAUAUUAAGCUAAACACUGAAUUUGUGCCUUUUACCAAACAGGAUUUGUCUUAUUUGCUAAAAGAGAAUUAUGAUGAAAAGCUUUUAAAAGAGGUUUACAGCGCCCAACUGGUGAAGAUUGAGGAACUGCAACAAGGGGGUAGCUUAAGAGGCCCUGGACCGUUCAGGGUGCAGUACUCAAGCCGGGACACUUUUAAAGUCUUUGCUCGAAAUCUGGGGGUGAUGGACGACUUGAAAUCUGGAGUUCCUCGUACAGGUUACAGGGGUGUAGUCAAUUUCCUGUACCGGGGUCGAAGGGUGUUCUUGGCUCCACCAGAGGGCUGGACGCAGUAUGACGUCAGCUGGAGCUGAGACACUGAUCCAGACUGGACAAUGUGAAUGGUGUUGAAGAGGGGAGACAGCCUUACUCAGAGGAACACCCUCUCAGACCAAAGAAUAUCAGCAGACGCAGUGGUUCAUGAAGGAAUUAGAGUGGAGAUGGGACAGCAAGUGUUGACCCAGGCCUGUUAGGGAAGCUUCUUACAUAGGAUCAGCAAGUUCAACGGCCACACAGACUUCACAGAGAGUUAAACGUUUCCAUCCUUAAACACUGUUUCUAAACAGCUAUUGGCAACGUGCCUUGCUUUCUGGGCCCAUUUUAGUUUGGUUUAUUUUGUAUUCCUGUGAAGAACGGGCCAAAUGUAGACUUAACAUCACAUUCAGGUGCGUGCAGCAGCUGUAAAUGGAGUUUGGUAGCAGGAAGGGCAUGUUUCAGUGAUGAUACACUGGAGGCCAAAAACAAGCUGAAUGAUCAUCUCUAGAACUUUGGAGGAAAAGCAGUGUUAUGUUUAAAAUCUUGGGUCAUCUUUUAACAUUUUGCAAUGUUUUUGAAAGAAGCUGUUGAAAUUGAUCCAAGUCUUCAGAUCAUGUUACUGUUGAACUAAUCUGAAGCAUGGCUUUGUGCUGAGGAAAAUGAAAACAAUUGUAAACAAAGCAGAAGUCAUUAUAUGAAGCCAUAGCCCUGAUGGUUAACAUUAACGAUGAAAGGCUUCUUCAGCAAUUAUACAGAGAGAAGGAAAUGCAGAAGAAGCAGAAACAUCAACUUCCUAAAUGACCAUAGGCCUGAUCCAGGACCAACAAACUCCUAUGACUGUCCUGGAACUGUGAGCAUCGUAAGACGCCUAUAAGGUGGCUGCUAAAUAACCAGAAACAUGAUUUAAUCAGGCCGAGCAUGGAGUCAUCUGUUGACGUCAGUACAAACCAUGUAGGAUUUCCUUUCCCCUCUUCAGGAGCGAGCUGUUUGAUUUCGGGUUAUUGCUGUAAUAUAGCUUGCAUCUACCAGUGGCAGCAGUGCACUCCAGUCAAUGAGCAAGGAUGACAGCAUUUAUGACUUUACAUGGUUUGUAUUGAUUGUAAUGGAAGGGAGCUUUGUUGGUCGAAGUAAAUAAUGUUUUUGUAACUUUACACCCCUGUAGCUUAUAGAUCGCUUAGAAGAUCUACCAUCGAGUUUGUAUUACGUUGUUUGUAACACAUUUCAUGAGCUGCUCAUCAGAAUCGGCUUUAUCGGCCCAGUACAGUUUGGGUACACGCAUAAGGACAUUAGUCUCCGGGUUUAAGUUGCUCUCCAUGUACUUACACACAGUUCCAAGAACAAUUUACAGGAAGUUAGAAUUAGACGUGCAGCUGAACAAAGAUAGAUUAAACACUUCUUGUUAAGACCUCUGUAUGCUUCAAAUGAAGUAGAUGAGACCACGUUUACAGGCACAAGUGUUAAAAGUUAUUCCAACGGCCACAGACACCUUUAGACGACCGGACUGCACUUUGUUAGAAGCAUACCGAGGCCUUUAUGGUUGAGCUCCCGCUCAAGCUGGUCUAUGAAGUCCGAUUAUUGUUUUUAUCUUUUGGUAAUGUAAUGUAUUUAAUGUUUCUAAAUAGCCAAGUUUAAACUCCAGUCAAUGUGAUGGUUGAAGAGAAUUCCCUUUUACUUUUAGAGGGUUAGAGAAUCUGCAUUUCACUUUCUUCUGGUGAGAGAACGUGGCGUCUAAAUCUGUAGAAGGAAAUCGUUCAUAUGAAGGGUGAAAUUAUAAUGGUAAGGCUGUUUUGAAAAUAUUUAACGUUCUUUGAACUUGAAGUUCUAACAAGUUUGCAAUGCUGCAAAUGAGAUGUAAACUGAUUCUACUGAUUUUACUGAUGAUCACUCUGAAGCCCGAUGCAGGGCGAGUUGUAAUCACAUGACAUCCAAACCAUGGUUUGGUCCUCUUAGGUUUGUUAAAAAACCACUGAUUGUUUGACAGUUUCUAUUUGUUUGUGCAACAGGAAGGCUGUGGAGUGGCUGGAGAAAUGAUUAUCACUGUACUGUAAUUAGCGUUGGGAGAAUAUCCACAAGAUUGAUUGAUUCCCAUGUCUGUAUGGUGAUGUGUAAAAGCCACUGCCUGAUGUGUUUAUAACUUUAAUACAGUAUAAAUAAAAUCAACUAUUUUGAUAUUUGCUCACAUGCUGAA